AUGAGUCAACAGAAAGAGGUAAAUCCCUUGCAAAAUUCUGGUUCGGAAUUUAAUGCUCCAAUAGAAGAAGAAACAACAACUGAAUAUUCGGAAAAUAAUCAUCAUGAUGAAAAUAAUAAUAACAAUAUUAAAUAUAUUGCACAAUUUCAUACUAGCAAUUGGUAUUGUCAAGAGAGAGGAAAGGAAAUGGAACCUAAUUGUUUAAAAUACGAAUUGGAUCAUAUGUAUAUGAAGAGGGAAUAUACCAAGGUUGUGGAAUUAAUUUUUCAAAGUAUCGGAAUGCAAGGAAUUAAUCAAGAAUUUAAUGAUGGUGAUGAAUUGCUUUCCUAUAUUUUCAGUGAUGAUUCCAUUGCUAAUUUUCUUAAAAUGUUCAAAUUGUUGAAAGUUCCGAUUGUGAUUAGGAGAGAAAUUCUCGAUACCUUCCUAAGAUGUUUAUUGAAGAUUAUGAAUAAUAUGAAAGGAGAUACUGGUGCAGAAUAUAUGAUUAUUAAAUAUUUGAAUGUAAUAGAGUAUGAAAUUAUUAGAAAGAAUGGUGUCUUGCCAAAGAGUCAGAAAUUUUCCAAGUCACAUGUGGCCAGUUUCAUGACACAGAUUUGGGAAUUCAAGGCAAGAGUUUUGAUACAUGUCAUGAAAAACACUAAAUUGAAUAAGUACCUUCUCACUCAAUGCAUUGGUUUAUUGCAGAGAUGCAUCCAUGUGAAGGAGUCACUGUUAUUCCUUAUUAGUGAUGAGAUUAAAAAGAAGGAUGUCACGGUCAAUGAACAAGGAGUGGAUAUCAGAUUUAAAUUUACAGUCAUUGACACUUGUUAUCAGACGAAUAUUAGAAGCUAUUCAUUCUGGAAGGUGAUCUCUGAAUGUUAUGAACUUUUAGAAAUGGAUACUUGCUCAAAGAAGUGUACCUACCAUGCCAAUUCUCUCACCCGAUGCUACUCACUCUUCACCCAUUUACAAAAUACCAAGACCUACACAAAGGAGAAGAUCAAUAUGUUUACAGUUGAGGAAGAAAAAUUAGAAUCAUCCUACUUGAGAAAGGAUACUUCGAAAGAUAUUCCAGAAGAAAUCAAGGAUAUUAUAAUUUUAGACGAUUCAGAGGAUAAUAUGUUUGAAUUUGAUAGAAAGUUUGUGGAUAUUUAUAUUAAUAAUGGAAGGACCAUUUACUCAAUCCUCAGCGAGCAAAGAGGAAUGAAAUCAAAUGAAACACUCAACGAUAACAUGCCUUCAAGAGAAGGGGAUGAUGAUGCUCCUCGAACCUUUGAUGCUUCACAACUUUAA
Messenger RNA from Naegleria gruberi, 1272 nucleotides. RefSeq lists its product as uncharacterized. The record is from RefSeq and is a predicted model, not a curated record. NCBI's taxonomy places the organism in Eukaryota, Heterolobosea, Eutetramitea, Acrasida, Naegleriidae. The coding region runs from base 1 to 1272 and encodes 423 amino acids. The transcript has a single exon.